Bicyclus anynana (squinting bush brown) is the source of this 2170-nucleotide messenger RNA. It is a transcript of the gene Caf1-105, whose product is annotated as chromatin assembly factor 1 subunit B. Gene Ontology annotation, cellular component: nucleus; CAF-1 complex. NCBI's taxonomy places the organism in Eukaryota, Metazoa, Arthropoda, Insecta, Lepidoptera, Nymphalidae. Bases 128 to 2098 code for a protein of 656 amino acids. The transcript has 9 exons. Gene Ontology annotation, biological process: DNA replication-dependent chromatin assembly; nucleosome assembly. The record is from RefSeq and is a predicted model, not a curated record. Gene Ontology annotation, molecular function: protein binding.
AUUGACAUUUGACAAGUUGGUUUUUUCGAAAGAGAAUUUUGAUUUUGAUUUCAAUUCUUACUCAAUUUAUUUCUUAGCUUAAAACUUAAAUAAAAACAUUAGGAAAGCGUUUCGUAUUUAAAUCAAAAUGAAAUUAGCUAUACCUGAAAUAUCUUGGCAUAAUAGAGAUCCAGUUCUUAGUGUAGACUUUCAGCCAAAAUCGGAACAGAAUGAUCCGCUUCGACUUGCUACUGGAGGCACCGAUUCCCACGUAUUAAUAUGGUACAUUACAACCAAAGACUCAGGUUCAGUAAACUUGGAGAUGGCAGCAGAUCUCACAAAGCACCAGAAAGCAGUAAAUGUUGUGAGGUGGUCACCAGAUGGCCAGUACUUGGCAUCAGGAGAUGAUGAGUCCAUCAUAUUUGUAUGGAAACAGAAGACUGAAGAAGCUCCACCAGUUUUGGAAGGUGAAGAGCAGUAUCGUGAGACUUGGGUUAUACAUAAGAUCCUGCGCGGGCACAUGGAAGAUAUCCUAGACCUCAGCUGGAGUCCCUCAUCCACCCAGCUAGCGUCAGGUUCUGUGGACAACAAGCUGCUGCUGUGGGAUGUAGCUCGCGCCCGCCACAUUGCACUGCUCACUGACCACAAGGGCUUUGUGCAGGGGGUCACUUGGGACCCUAAGGGUCAGCUGAUCGCCACAGCCAGCACUGACAGAGUGUUCCGCACGUUCGACGUGUCAACAAAGAAGGUGGUGUCGCGCAGCAGCAAGGCGGUGCUGCCGCUGCCGCCGGCGCACGCUCUGCACGGCGCGCGCGUGCGGCUCUACCACGACGACACGCUGCAGACCUACUACCGCCGCCUGCACUUCAGCCCCGACGGCCUGCUCGUCGCUGUGCCAGCAGGCAGCAUCGAGGCAGAGGCAGGCAAGCCGGAGCUGAAGCCCAUCAACGCUGUCUACAUCUACACCAGACACUCGCUCAAAGUUCCAGCGUGCGUACUGCCGUGCGGCGCGCCCGCGCUUGUGGUGCGCUGGUCGCCGUGCCGGUACGCGGUUCGUCGUAACGGCCCGCCGGCCGCCUUCCCUGUGCCGCACCGCAUGGUGCUGGCGGUCGGCACCAAGCGCUCGCUGCUGGUGUACGACACGCAGCAGCGGACGCCCCUCGCUCUCGUCACCAACAUGCACUACACGAGGCUCACAGACCUGACCUGGUCUCCAGACGGACUGAUCCUCGUAGCUUCCAGCACGGACGGCUUCUGCUCUGUGGUGUCCUUCGCUGAUGGAGAACUUGGAGAAGUCCUUACUGAUGAAGAUGAAAUCAUGGAUCAACCAAUCGACAAAGAAACUACAGACGACGCUAAAGAAACCAAAACCAAAACAGAGUCUAAACAAACUGCUCGGAACAUAUCUAAAAUAGAUUCUUUCAUCAAAUUCAAAACGCCCAGUAGCGCUAAGUCGCCCAAGAAAGCAAAAAUCGAAAACACAGAACAGAAGACGCCUGUGAAAUAUGAUGUUUUGGUUGAAACAGCUAUGCCGUCUUGGUCAGACAAUUCAAGUAAUGAUAUCAUUAAGCCAAAGGAAACUGUACCGAUGGACAUUGACAAGGAUGAAAUCAUGGUCAUAGAAGACAGCGAAGACAUAAAACUCGUUUACGAUGAUUCUGUAACACAAUCAAAUACACAAUCGCCGAAAGAAACUAAAAAGGACAAUAUUUCACCUGAAGAAAGUAAAUCAGAUAUUGAAAGUAAAACUAAAACAAAUGAAAGUUCACUAAAAGAAAAUAAAGUAGAAGAUUUAAAGUCUAUUUCAAAAGAAAAUAAAAGUGAUAAUGAUUCAAAAGAAAUCAAAGGCAAACCAAAUUCAAAAGACUUAAAAAGUGAAGAUGAAUUAAAAGUCACAAAAAAGAUAGAUAAAAAAGAAAGUAAUGACUCCCCUAAAAGAAAAUUGUCUCCGCAACAGUGUGUGACGCCAAGCUCAAAGCAAUCUGAAAGCAAUUUCCUAAAACAAGCUAAAGUGACGGAUAUGAAAACUGUAACGGUUCAGUCCGCGCCCAGCCCUAAAGCACCGAGACGAGUCAGUUUUGUGACCUUAUCGAGUCCUAAAAACAGUAAGAAAAAAUGACUGCUUAUGAAUAUAGUUGUAUGUAUAUUUUAAUAAAACAAUAAUAAAAACAAUUAUUUAAUAAAUACUUAA